UUGUAUCUGAUUGGUCGAGCUGUUGCUCAGCGGUAUUAUGUUUGUUAACGCAACUGUCAACCAAGUAUGAUAGCUUUGAUUCAGUGAUCACAUUUAUAAAGGAAACUCGAUGUAAGGGAUGAAGAAUAAAAAGGUGAAACCCUCAAAGGGGCUAAGCAACAGAAAAAAAGCACUGAGUGAUGUGUCUCCAUCCACGAGUAUUCCUCCUCUAGUGGAGGGUCAGCUGAGAUGUUUCCUCAGGGUGACAGUUAGUAAAGUGUUGUGGACAGUCAUAAAACCUCCUCCCGUGACUCUGAUCCGACUGAGAUGGUGGGGUGAAUCUUCUAACGGCACCUUUUUCAGGCCCAGAGAUGGACACAUUGAACCGAAGGGGGUUCAAUCUACAGCCCGCUUUCCUGUCCGAUGUGGACCAAAGCAGCUGACGUCUUAUUUGACAGAUAUGGGCUCAUUGGUGCUGGAUGUUCUGACAAAGGUUGAUCAUUUGCCUAUAGCUCGAGCUCAGAUUCCUGGGAUUGCUCGACUCUCUUUGUCUCACUCCAUAAAUGGAUAUUUCACACUUGUUUCACCGACAUCAGAGAAACUUGGAGAACUUCAGGUCACACUUGCCCUAGAACCAUUGACUGACGUAUAUGACAGUAGCAGCUCAGUACCUACGACUGAUAUAAGCCUUGAUGCUCAGGCUGAUCAGAACAUGCCCGUGGUUUCAUCUCUGGAUCAUCCUCUCCACAUUAACACUGGAAAGGAGAAAACUGGAAGAAGCUCUGCCCACAUACCCAGAGGAAAAGAUCAUCUGUAUUUUCAAGAAAGCAGUAACAUGAUGUCAACGUGUGUAACUAGAAACCCUACAUCUGCUCAAGCUCUUCCAACAAACAGCCAUACAUCUGUUGACGUCUUGUCAGUUCUCCUGGAACGUGGCAGCAAGCUCAGAAAUGCUAUGGUGGUUUCAGCCUUAAAGUCUGAUGUAGAGUCAGAUGUUCCUAUAAAGGACAUUCCUCCUCCUCUGCUCAGAGACAACGCUGAAGCUCUACCCCUGAGGCCUUCAUCAGGACAGUUUCUGGAGAACAUCCUGCAAACAGAACUCCAGCAUUCUUUGCUUGAGGAGCCAAGUCAACAUAGAGUCAACACAGAGGACAUGGCCGUUGAUCUGCUUCUGGGAAGUGUUAAUGGAUCAGUGCUGCAGUUCUGGAAUGGAGAAGGUUCUCCUCCAGAGUCUCUUUCUGAUCACAGCAGUGUGUUGAUGGACAGUGAGCUCAAUGAUCCUCAGUACGAUCAGAGUCUUCUGGAGCAUCUCUUUUAUAAACCUCCGAUAUCAGAUGAGUGUUUGAAUGAGGAUGAGAAGACUGGUACUGAGAAGAAGCCAUCCCCAGUUAAAAACAUCAGGGUGAAGUCUGGUGGCCAGCAGCGUUCAGAAGUCACAGAUGAUUUCUCCGGCCUGGGUGCGGAUAAGAUGGCUGAACUUGAAGAUGUUCGUUUUGCCAGGGUCACCGUCAGUGAGUUGAAAGCUCCUGGUCACAGUACUUUAGGAAAACUCUCUGGAAAAGGAAAACCACCUCGCCCUCUUGGCACAAAGAAAUGCUCUUAUAUUGUCGAGGUUCUCUUCCCUCUCGUCUCCACUGGAUGCGAUGAUGUUCAGCUUGUGCCUUCAGAGAUCUCAAAAGCUGUCUCUAGUAAAGUUAUAGAGGGCGCGGUGAUGUUUCAGCACCAAAGUUUGUUUCCGGUGCGGUUUAGUAGAUCAUCUAUUAAACAGUGGAGUAAAAUGAACGUUUCGUUCAAGAUCUACACCAGAAAUAGCUUCCAAAAGAUACCCAUCCUCAUUGGAACAGCAAUGUUUCCUCUGAGCUCCAUCAUGCAAAGUGAGUCGCAUAGCAUCUCGGCCGCUCUACCUGUUCAGAGACCAGAGGGAAACACUGAUAAACAGGGAAUUGGUCCACUCAAGGUGACAUUUGAAUUAGCAUCAGACAAGAAUGGAUUUUCCACCAACAAAAAGCCAGCAAAGAGACCACAAAAAGCUCACCUGGCUGAACAGACUGAUGGUGAGAGGGGUUUGUGUGUGAGGGACCACAGGAGAGACCCAUCUCCUAAUGAAAGAAUUCAUCCAGGCCAGAGUCUUCAGCUUCCUCACUGCAGAUCACGCUCUUCAUCACCUCACGCCAGAUACCAGGCCUCGCCUCAUAGGUCGACCCAGCACGAUGCAGAGGAGCCUGGCGUUUUGCUUCAUACUUUGCUCAUGGUGCCGGAUGGGAAAGAUUUGAACUGCGCACCCUUGCAGCCCAACGUGUACCUAAACUGUAAGUUCUUGGGAUCAGAUGAGGCAGCUCGAUCGGCAGUCAGCUGGGGUCAGAAACAUCCAACAUUCAGCUUUGUUCAGGUGGCUCCUGUCACACUUACCAGCAGAUUGUUAGAGAGAAUGAAGAACAAUAUGAUGGUCAUUGAGGUUUGGUUGAGGGCAAGCAGUUCAGAUCAUGAUAAACUCCUCGGCUUAGUGAAACUACCUCUCCACCAGUUCUACAUGUCCUUCAGGGACCCCAAGAUCUCCGAGUUGCUAUUGCAGUCUCAGUAUCCAGUGGUUGCGGUAGACAGUUACAUGCCUGUAGUUGAUGUGUUUACGGGGAAUACUCAUGGAAACCUCAGGGUUUGUCUGGCGAUGGGUCUGGCACAGCAGAUCGCAGCAUUGCAGCGGAUGCGAGAUGAUGAGCUGGUGCACGUGUCGCCGCUGCCUCGACCUGUCCACAUGUUAGACCAUCGGCCGCACACAGAAACAAAGGCGAGUACUGUUGCGACAGCAAACGUUCUGCGCGAGCACGUCUUCUUGCUCCGAGUGGAGAGAGUGAAGGGACUGACCCCUCUACAAUCCACGGUUUGGGGAGAAGCCGACUGCUACAUCCAAUAUUCCUUCCCUGCACAAAAUGAGUCGGGGGAGGAUAUGGAUCUGAGUGUUGUUGAAAGCAAUGUGGAUCUCAAGGCCUUCCGCACCGAGACCACCCUAUGUGUGCCUGAUCCUGUGUUUGGGCACACUGAGACUCAUGUUCUGCUGGCUCCACCUGAUGUUCCAGUACAGAUAAUACUGCUUAGUUCGCUGGCCAAUCAGGGCUUGAGGAAUGGAGGAGGCGUGCAGUUUGAAGUGUGGUGCAGGUAUUAUUAUCCAAACGUUAGAGAUCAGCUUGUAGCCAGAGGACUUCUGCCCAUGUCCAAACUGUGUGCCAUGGUCACUAUGCAGAAACAGGGUCAAACCGAUACACAGCUCUUCUCCCUCCCUCUGGUACCCAGAACUGACAGAUCAUCUGAUGUGGAGCCUCAGCCAUCAGGGCUUCUUGUAGUGAGCGUUCAAUACAAAUCUCGGCCAAUGAGGAGUGUGGGAUUGAAGGGGGGGGUCGUGCCCUCUCGGAGCGUGAUUCUGGCUGUGCAGGUGCACAGAGCAGCUGGAUUACAAGCUGCUGCAAUGGUUCUCGCGGAUGCAGACAGCUCGCUGCAGUAUUAUGCAGAAGUAGGAGUCAACUCUUUCGUCACCAUGCAGUUGUCAUUCCUGCCGGACAGCGAGGUGCGGAGCACACGUGUAGCUGCCAGAAGUUUCUGUCCAGAGUUUGAGCAUCACACAGAAUUCUGCUGUAACCUGCUGGUGCAGAGAGACAGCGGAGAGAGCGUCAGUCUGGCUGAACUCAUGCAGGAUGCAGUGGCCAUCUUUACCAUUUACAACAGAGACACUCGUAAAAUGAUCAACACAAAAUCUAAGGACACUGUUUUGGGCACUGUGAAAAUAAAGCUUGCAGAUCUCAUUCGUAAAAGGACUGGGAAAUCUGGCUGGUACGGUCUCUCCCCGCCUCGGAAAACAGCAUCAUCCCACAGGCUGACUUCUGCAGGUGGGCUUGAAAUCUCCAUCAAUUUCUCCCACCAUGCAGACAGAGAGCGGGUCAUCACUUCAGCCCGUGGGCUGGGUUGGGAUGUUGGCCAGGACAGUGAUGAUGAGGCCGACACAGAAGAUGAAGAGGCUUUGGAAGAACACACAAAGACUCUAAAUGUAUCCGUUUCCAUGCCUAGAGCGUGGUUACCCUUCCAUUGUCUACUGCUGCCCGGACAUGAAGACUUACAGCGUUCCACAUACUGCUACUACAGAUACAAACUGUACGACCAGCAGACCAUCUGCUCAGAACUCAGACACCCUGUUGUGGAAGAGAGCGAGAUAGAGGUGGGUUUAGCCACAGUGGCGUUUCAGGGGAGCAGGAGUGUGGUUUUAAGGAGAACUAGGCCUCUGCGAUGGUACCUGAGAGAGGAGAGGAUGGAGGUUCAGAUGUGGGUGGCUUUUGGGAAGGAGAAGAGAGUCCGACCUCAUAACGCUGAUCGUCUUGUGGGUUCUGCUUUUGUGGAUCUUUCUGCUCUUGCUAAGACCUCGAAGCACCACCAAACCAUCAGUGGUGUCUAUUCGUUGUUCAAUCGCUCGGCCGUGAACCUGGGUGGUGCUGCUUUGAGAGUCCACAUCACUGCGACGGAAGAUUCUGCUCCACAUGAGUCUCAGGCCGCCCACAGCGAGGAGCUCAACAGCUCAGGAGAGGAUGAAGAGUGUGGAGACCUCCCCACCACAGUGCUGCCUGGAGCAUCUCAAUCCCCCAGCAGACAGCGGAUGAACACGGUCGUAAACUCUGAGCCUCAUCCAGCCACAGAAGUCAACAGUGAAGACACCUUCCUAGCCAACAUUACUGUAGACAGAGCCAUGCGACUGAGUCUGAAGGGUUGUCCUCUUGCUGAGCGGGCUGGAGCUUUACCCAGCUGCUGUGUGUCGUACGCCACUGCCGAUGCCCCUGGCACAGCGACCACAGCGUUAGUCAAAGACUCUGACUGCCCUGUCUGGGACCACCAACAAGAAUGCAGGCUGUCAAAACAGCUUCUUGUGGAUCCACAUCAAUCUUUGGUUUUCAAAGUGUGGCAUAAAGGAGAGGUGGAGCGGGUGAUUGGAUUUGCAUCUGUAGACCUGUCGCCUCUUCUGUCGGGGUUUCAAUCAGUUUGCGGCUGGUACAACAUCAAUGAUUUCAGCGGGCAGUGUCAGGGACAGCUGAAAGUGUCUGUGUCUCCUCUGCGGGCGGUACAGGAGCUCCGAGCCCAGAGACAGCCGGCACAGGAGUCCAGCGCCACACACUCUAGUGUACAUCAGUUUGACGUUUGUCCUCAAAUGAGUAUAGUUUCUGCAGGUUAUAAGAGUGUUUAUUAUCUGUUGCAGGCUCUUUUUAGCGCUCUACCGCUUUGCUAUCAAACUACGGCCACCUACAGCAGCUUCCCGAGCCACAUCAGUCGAUUCUCAGAGCAGAGGAUCAGCACGCCUCCUGGACAUCUUGAAAAACGGCUGUCUGACAGGUCCAGUGUGACGGAUAGGCACGACGAGCACAUGGACAACGUGAGGCUGUUCCAUCAGACUCUGCAUGAGGGUGAGAGAACAUCUAACUCCUCAUUGGCUGGAGACGCCCACUCUUCCAGUUCAGCUGUCUUCUCUGCCCUGAGAAAAAACCUCAGCGAGCUGGAUGAUAUUCAGAGAUACUUCAGUCGAAAGUUGACCACUCCAACAUUCCCAAAGCUGAGUGAAAUGAGAGGAACCUCCAGGCAGGAAGACCUCAGGGAGACAGACACCACAAAACUGCUGUUAAAGUCCAAUCAUCUGGUGGGAGAGGUCAAUAACAUCAUUAAGGGUUUAAGUGAACACCAAACAGAAGAAACAUCAACUCUUCACAUAAACUCAGAUUCACCUGCUGUUGAACAUUUAAGAUCUGACGUUGAUCAGCUGAUAUUAUCAGAGUCUGAGAGCUGCGAGACAGAACUGCACGCUCAUAAAGACGUAAGGUUGGAGAAUGAAGAUGCCUCACCAAUCUGCAGUCCAACGCCUAGAGACACCAGACAGUCAUCCAUUCUUCCUGAAGAUGCCCAACCACACCACAGCUUCAACGAAAACCCUUCCGAUGAAGAUGGAGAUGAAGAUAAAUUCGAAGAUCAAGAGGAAGACUUUGAGGAGACUUUAAUACAGCCACGAACGCUAAAUGAGGUCACCUCAGUCACAGACAGAACCAGCCCGUGGACCAGCCUUCUGUCUGACCCAGAUAUGGGAUCCCUGGAGAGUCUGGAGUUGGUGGAACAUCACACUCAAAGCAACCCCUACCACGCUCAAGAUGAAGUGACGAACAGAAGAAAGCUCUCACCAGAGGUUAACCCACAGUCAUUGACAGCACAAUCGCAGGAAAUCGACUCUGGUUCAGACGACGAUGGACGAUCAGAAGCUGGGAGUGAUCUUGAUACAUGUAGAAGUGAAGUUCACAGGGAGAAGCAUCAAUCUCCAGAUGGUCUGGAUAGAGUCUGUUCUCUCUCCAGUAUUAGUGAAGUGGAGGGUUGUAACAUAAGUAACAGUGAGACUGAAGAAAGUGAAGAUAGACCGAAUGUACCUUCUGCCACAGAGUCUGAUGCAGAACCGGAUGAUGAAAGUGACGAGAGGACACCAAAACGUUCAGAGCCUGCAGAGAUUCCAAAUUUCUUCCUGCCGACCCACCAUCUGGAGGCAUCCAUGAGAGCUUUAAGGAUGGCACCUGUGUUUCCUUCAACUGCAGUUGAGUCUGAGACUGCAAAUCAAUCUAAUGCAUUUCGAAGAAUGAUGCGAUCAAGACCCAACAUCCCUCCAUCACAGAGGAGUGAAGAGACCAGAAGAAUCGCUAAAAUAUUUGUUUCAAAGUUUACAGAAGGACAUUAGAGAGUAUUAUGCAAAACUGUGUGUGUGUGCGUUUUAUUCUAUUUUUAUCUGUGGUGUAUGUGCAUUAUUUGUUAUUAAUUUAUUAAUUUGUUAUAUGACACAAUGUGGUACAUACUGGGAUUUUUUCCGGAAUUUUUAAUUAUGUAAGCAUUAGAAAAGUUGUUUAUGUACAAUAAUCAACUAUUUUGUAAUAAAGCAUUUUGUAUUGUAUCCACGGGUAAUGUGGCAACACUCAAUGUGAAGUUAUACUGUUUAUAAAUGUUAUCCGCUGUCUGUCAAAUUGAGCUGCCCAAAGGGCUUUAAACAUUUGGCUGACAGAUGAGAAAAUUGCCCAAUUUGAGCUGUGACAGACAAUGGCACAUACUGACAGUGAUGUAACCAAAGUAUUAUCCAGACACAAAAGAAGCCAACAGGCAGACAAAAGCUCUCCUUUAGCCUCUCUCUGCCUGUUUAAUGAGCUCUAAUUAGAGAGAUGAGUCUGAUCAAGGACCUGGACCCCCAGCGGACCCUCUAGAAAUACUCAGAAAAGAAGUAAGUCUACUAACCAGCCAACUGUAUAGAUACCAUUAAUUUAAUGUUAUGGUAUUGUUUCAAUGUGUUAAUGUAUAUUUGUACAUGCACAAAAUACAAAACGAGUUUGAUGUUAGAUCCAAAUAAAGCUUAUAUAUAGCCAUAACCAUAGAACAACCUUAAUAUCACAUCUCCGGAGCAGCUGUAAAGAUAAUCUAGAUCAAUUCAAUUUGAUUUAUAUAGCUCUUUUCACAAUGUGCAUUGUUCCAAAGCAGCUUUACAGGAGAAAAUAAGAAAAACUGAAAAACACAGAAAAGGUAAAACACAGCACAGUGCAUGGUGUUUAUAGAACAAGCAAGAUUAUUCUAGUAAAUAAUAUCUAAUAAAUGCAGUCUCCCGGUGGUUUAUUUAGCACAUUUAUCAUUAAGUGAAUGCUUGGCUGAAAAGAUGUCUUUAAUCUAGAUUUAUCACCACUAAAUGUUUACUUUGAAGUCUUGGGCUUGUAAAUCUCAAGUGGCUGUAAAUGAAAAUGUCUUUGUGGCCAUUUAUGACUCUCUCUGCACUUACAAUGACCUUGUUUAUGAAGCAGUUCAUUGUGGGACAUCAAACAGGAAUCAACACAGCCAUGCUGCUGGAGAGGAGUCAGAUAUGAUGUCUGUAAAUGAAGAUCGGGCAGAAAGAUAACAGGAGAGAUGCCACUGCAAAUAGUGAUAUUGGUUGGUGUUUGCAGGACGGUUAGAUAAUGUCCAAUAUCUUUUUCGUAAAUCUGUGUUUGUCUGAUGAGAUUCUGGAUCUUCUCAACCUGAACCAGACGUGUGUGGUAUAAUUUUCGUGUGUUUUGAAGUGAUUCAACAAAAUCAGUCGGCAGCAGUUUUCCCUCU
This is a messenger RNA of Triplophysa rosa, 8109 nucleotides long. It is a transcript of the gene c2cd3, whose product is annotated as C2 domain containing 3 centriole elongation regulator. The record is from RefSeq and is a predicted model, not a curated record. Gene Ontology annotation, biological process: cilium assembly; centriole elongation. Lineage: Eukaryota; Metazoa; Chordata; Actinopteri; Cypriniformes; Nemacheilidae. The transcript has 32 exons. Bases 119 to 6718 code for a protein of 2199 amino acids. Gene Ontology annotation, cellular component: centriolar satellite; centriole.